UUUAAACGGUGACAGUAUAACUUUUUAUAGCACAACAUUGUCCUAUUAGUUGUUGAGAAACUCGACAUUGCUUCUUUUCAUUAUAUCGUUAAUAGUUGUUCAACAUUCCAAAGGUUACACCAGAUUGAACGCCAGGGUGAUGGACACUGGCUCCCUGCUGUACUAUCUCAUGCUCAUCCCAAGCACUCUCAUUGUCUUUGUGAUUUGCCUAUUUCUGCGCUGGAUGGGACUGAAGUUUUUCAGACACAACUGACAGAAGGACCAUCAAAAUGGCUUUGGUUGCCGAAGACAUAAGCAACUCACCUAGCAUGAGGCUUGACCAAUCAGAAAGCAGCUUUCAAGCAAUGGACCAAUCCGAAUCAGACUCACUCCUGACUGACCAAUCAGAUUUCAGUUUGUUUAAAAAUCCAGCCAAUCAGGAUGCAGACUCAGACACACCUGAUGAUGAGAAGGAGACCUACUACUUUGAAUCAGACCAUGUGGCCUUGAGGGGGAACCAUGACUACCAGGUGUUACUGAAGACCAUUGCUCUUCUAGAAGCUCAGAGAAUACAGGCUGUGAAGGACCUUGACCUGCUGUAUGAAGGUCGCCAGGCAGCCCUCUCAGACCCCAUACAGUUUGUACAGAAACUGCAGAAGGGCAUCGACCUCAACCUGCCCAGGCCUCAGAAGAUUGCAGAGCUGCCCCACAUCAGCUGGGAGAAAUACACAAGUACGCUGGACUUCUCAACGUUCGGCAGCCAUCGUCACAUGACCAGGCUGAAGAAGCAGCUCACAGACGGGAAUGUCCCUCCAGCAGAAGAGGUCAAGAUUGUAUCUGCAUCCCAGGAUGUGGAGGGGGCGGUGAUCCGCGGCCGUGUUAAGACAGAGGAGAAGCCACAGACUUUCAACCAGUUGUGGACCACUGAGGAGCAGAAACGCUUGGAAGAGCUACUGAUACAGUUUCCUCCAGAGGAAAUAGAGGCCAGGAGAUUUCAGAAGAUAGCAGCUGCCCUUGGCAACCGCACUACGCUGCAGGUUCAGAGUCGAGUGCAGAAGUACUUCAUCAAGCUUGCCAAGGCGGGGCUUCCCAUCCCUGGAAGGAUGCCAAGCACCAUGAAUCUCAAGAAAAAGGUUGGUAGCCAUCGUCACCACCGCUACAACAGGAUGUACUACAACUCCACCUUCCUUGCCUCUGUCACUCCACCGGUGUUCAUGACAGACAACGAUGAUGAGAACUCCCAGAGCUACGAGGGCAGUGUCACCUCUGGCACUGAGAACUGGGAUGCCAUGGCAGACGAGGACUUCUCUGAUGACGAAGGGUUUCCGUUAGAGUUUAGAGGAACAGAGGAAUACCAGGAGCUGCUGAGGCUGAAACAGCUGAGGAACAGAAAGAUCAGGCAGAGUGCUGAGAACAUGACGGAACAUGUCGGAUUCAAGUGCGACAGAUGCGAGUGUGAGCCUAUAGUCGGUACUCGCUGGCACUGCAUGGAUUGCCCGCCAGACCUCGCAGUGGACUUCUGUGAUGAGUGUGUCGACAGUGGUUAUGAGUCGUCCAUGCACAACUCCAGUCACAGGUUGAAGCCCAAGAGGUCUCUGGAAGGCGCAGACUCUGGGUUCCGUGACACGGACUACAUGGGGUUCCUGCCUGGAGGUUCAUCUACAGGGUACAACUAUUUGGACCCCAACUACAUGCCUGCUAGCUGAACACUGGACCCCAACUACAUGCCUGCUAGCUGAACCCUGGACCCCAAUUACAUGCCCGCUAGCUGAACCCUGGACCCCAACUACAUGCCUGCUAGCUGAACCCUGGACCCCAACUACAUGCCCGCUAGCUGAACUCUGGACCCCAACUACAUGCCUGAUAGCUGAACCCUGGACCCCAACUACAUGCCCGCUAGCUGAACCCUGGACCCCAACUACAUGCCUGCUUGCUGAACCCUGGACCCCAACUACAUGCCCGCUAGCUGAACCCUGGACCCCAACUACAUGCCCGCUAGCUGAACCCUGGACACAAACUACAUGCAUGCUAGCUGAAUCCUGGACCCCAACUACAUGCAUGCUAGCUGAACCCUGGACCCUAACUACAUGUCUGCUAGCUGAACAUGCAGUGCUAGAACCUGCACGCUAGCUGACCUUUAAUGAUGAGAACGUGUAUUAUGAACACUGACAAACACUGUUUACAGUAUGCAGUUGU
Molecule: messenger RNA, 2175 nt
Organism: Dreissena polymorpha
Lineage: Eukaryota; Metazoa; Mollusca; Bivalvia; Myida; Dreissenidae
Product: ZZ-type zinc finger-containing protein 3-like
Exons: 12
Coding region: 270-1685 (471 amino acids)
Molecular function (GO): zinc ion binding
Source: RefSeq, a predicted model, not a curated record